AUAUAAUGAAGCUUUAGAUUUUUUUGAAGUAUCAGUUAUAGAUCCGAAAUCUUGUUUUUAUCUUGGAAUUUUAUACAAAAACGGAUUUGGAGUUGAAAAGGAUUUAUGGGAAGCUAAAAAUAUGUUUGAAUCAUCUUUUGAAGAUUUUAAGGAUGAAUCUGAUUAUGAAAAAUAUAAAAAAUUCCUACCAAUAUCUGGAUUAAAAUCUAUUAUUAUUAACAUAGAAUU
Molecule: messenger RNA, 228 nt
Organism: Dentiscutata erythropus
Lineage: Eukaryota; Fungi; Glomeromycota; Glomeromycetes; Diversisporales; Gigasporaceae
Source: the annotation of a GenBank genome assembly